UGCAGCCAUUUUCUGCUCUUUGUGUGGGGUGGUGGAUUAGCAGCACUGUGGUAUAGGAGCGGAGCGGAGCGAAAACUAGAGCAUCAAUCGGUACCGAAGACGAGGAGGGGAAAAAAAAGCCCAGUGGAUCUCCGUCGCACACAGACACACCGUCCCGCCCGUCUCUGGAGCUCUCCGGACGGACAUGCAAUAUACAGACUGGGGUGUUGUGUGAGUGACGCCUUGUUACCAUGACGACCCACGUGACCCUGGAGGAUGCCCUGUCCAACGUGGACCUGCUGGAGGAGCUGCCUCUCCCGGACCAGCAGCCAUGCAUCGAACCCCCUCCCUCCUCCAUCAUGUACCAGGCUAAUUUUGACACCAACUUUGAAGACAGGAAUGCAUUUGUGACCGGCAUCGCCCGUUAUAUAGAGCAAGCUACGGUCCACUCCAGCAUGAAUGAGAUGCUGGAGGAAGGACACGAGUAUGCCGUGAUGCUUUACACCUGGAGAAGCUGCUCCAGAGCUAUUCCCCAGGUGAAAUGCAAUGAGCAGCCCAACAGAGUGGAGAUCUAUGAGAAAACGGUGGAGGUGUUGGAACCUGAAGUGACCAAGCUCAUGAAGUUCAUGUACUUCCAGCGGAAAGCCAUAGAACGUUUCUGUAGCGAGGUGAAGCGUCUGUGUCACGCCGAGAGAAGGAAGGACUUUGUGUCCGAGGCCUACCUGCUCACUCUGGGCAAAUUUAUCAACAUGUUUGCAGUGCUGGACGAACUGAAGAACAUGAAGUGUAGCGUUAAGAAUGAUCACUCUGCCUACAAAAGGGCAGCUCAGUUCUUGAGGAAGAUGGCCGACCCUCAGUCCAUCCAGGAGUCCCAGAACCUCUCCAUGUUUUUAGCCAACCACAACAGGAUCACUCAGUGCCUGCACCAACAGUUGGAGGUGAUUCCUGGCUACGAGGAGCUUUUGGCAGACAUUGUCAACAUCUGUGUCGACUAUUAUGAGAACAAGAUGUAUUUGACACCCAGUGAGAAACACAUGCUGCUUAAGGUGAUGGGCUUUGGUCUGUACCUGAUGGACGGGAACGUGAGUAAUAUCUAUAAACUCGAUGCCAAAAAGAGGAUCAACCUGAGCAAGAUUGACAAGUUCUUCAAACUUCAAGUGGUGCCGCUGUUUGGAGACAUGCAGAUAGAGUUGUCGCGCUACAUCGAGACGAGUGCCCACUACGAAGAAAACAAGUCCAAGUGGACGUGCACCCAGAGCAGCAUCUCGCCGCAGUACAACCUGUGCGAGCAGAUGGUGCAGAUCAGAGAGGACCACAUCCGCUUCAUCUCGGAGCUGGCGCGCUACAGCAACAGCGAGGUGGUGACGGGCUCGGGCCUGGACAGCCAGAAGUCCGACGAGGAGUACAGGGAGCUGUUCGACCUCGCUCUGAGGGGCCUGCAGCUGCUGUCCAAGUGGAGCACGCACGUCAUGGAAGUCUACUCGUGGAAGCUGGUCCAUCCUACGGAUAAAUUCUGUAACAAGGACUGUCCGGGCACGGCGGAGGAGUACGAGCGAGCCACGCGAUACAAUUACACCAGUGAGGAGAAGUUUGCCCUGGUGGAGGUCAUCGCCAUGAUCAAAGGGCUGCAGGUUCUGAUGGGCCGAAUGGAGUCAGUGUUUAACCAGGCCAUCAGGAAUACCAUCUACGCAGCGCUGCAGGACUUCGCCCAGAUGACCCUCAGAGAGCCUCUGCGCCAGGCUGUACGCAAGAAGAAGAACGUCCUCAUCAGUGUUCUUCAGGCCAUUCGAAAGACUGUCUGUGACUGGGAUGGGGCGAGGGAACCUCCAAAUGACCCCUGCCUGAGGGGGGAGAAGGACCCGAAAGGUGGAUUUGACAUCAAAGUGCCCCGCAGGGCUGUAGGACCCUCCAGCACACAGCUGUACAUGGUGCGCACCAUGCUAGAGUCAUUGAUAGCAGAUAAGAGCGGGUCUAAGAAGACUCUCCGCAGCAGUCUGGAUGGACCCAUUGUGGUGGCCAUAGAAGACUUCCACAAACACUCCUUCUUCUUCACACACUUGCUCAACUUCAGCGAGGCCCUCCAGCAGUGCUGCGACCUGUCCCAGCUGUGGUUCAGAGAGUUCUUCCUGGAGCUGACCAUGGGUCGCAGAAUCCAGUUCCCCAUUGAGAUGUCAAUGCCCUGGAUCCUCACCGACCACAUCCUGGAGACCAAGGAGCCCUCCAUGAUGGAAUAUGUGCUGUAUCCUCUAGACUUGUACAACGACAGUGGCUACUACGCUCUCACUAAGUUCAAGAAGCAGUUCCUUUAUGAUGAAAUCGAGGCCGAGGUAAACCUCUGCUUUGACCAGUUUGUCUACAAGUUAGCAGAUCAGAUAUUUGCCUACUACAAAGCAAUGGCUGGAAGCGUCCUCCUAGACAAGCGCUUCAGAGCAGAGUGUAAAAACUACGGUGUGAUCAUCCCGUACCCUCCAUCGAACCGCUACGAGACACUGCUCAAGCAGAGACACGUACAGCUGCUAGGUCGCUCUAUCGACCUGAACCGUCUGAUCACCCAGAGGAUCUCGGCAGCGAUGUACAAGUCCCUGGACCACGCCAUCAGUCGCUUUGAGAGCGAGGACCUCACUUCCAUAGUGGAGCUGGAGUGGCUGCUGGAGAUCAACAGACUAACCCACCGGCUCCUGUGCAAGCACAUGACCCUGGACAGCUUCGACGCCAUGUUCCGCGAGGCCAACCACAACGUCUCCGCUCCCUACGGACGAAUCACUCUCCACGUCUUCUGGGAGCUCAACUUCGAUUUCCUUCCCAACUACUGCUACAACGGAUCCACAAACCGCUUUGUACGUACAGCCAUUCCCUUCACCCAGGAGCCUCAAAGAGACAAGCCAGCCAACGUGCAGCCUUACUACCUGUAUGGGUCCAAGCCUCUGAACAUUGCCUACUCCCACAUAUACAGCUCUUACAGAAACUUUGUUGGCCCGCCCCACUUCAAGACCAUCUGCCGUCUCCUUGGUUACCAAGGCAUUGCCGUAGUGAUGGAGGAGCUGCUUAAGAUUGUCAAGAGCCUGUUACAGGGCACCAUCCUGCAGUACGUGAAAACACUGAUAGAAGUCAUGCCCAAGAUCUGCCGCUUACCACGCCACGAGUAUGGCUCCCCAGGUAUCUUGGAGUUCUUCCACCAUCAGCUCAAGGAUAUCAUUGAGUAUGCUGAGCUGAAGACUGAUGUCUUCCAGAGCUUAAGGGAAGUGGGAAAUGCCAUCCUCUUCUGCCUGCUCAUCGAGCAAGCUCUGGUGGUAAGGAUUUAGGUUUUAUCUUUGGUACCAAAUUAACACAGAGACGGAAUGAUUUUUCCUCUUUUAUCUCUUGUUGGUUUGGGUUGCUGUGUUUCUGUUUCUUCUUCUACUAUGUUAGUUUGGCACACACGGUUUCACCUCCAACCAGCCAUGUAAGCAAAGGGACUGUUGUCUUUUUAUUUGACUAAGAAUUAAGUGAAAAUAUAAUUUUUAAAGGAAAGGAAGUGUUUGUAUUUGAAGACAGACAUUUGAUCAAGACAAUUAAACAAGUAAAAACAUUAAGAAGACACACAUUUGGCUUCCAAAUGGUUUUCCAUGGAAAAGUUGGUGGUACAUUUCUGGUUGGUUGUUGGUGCAGUCUUGUGCUUAACUCUGCACUCUCUUCUGGUUUGAUCGAUGCCUGAUGACAAUACUCAGCUCGCACUCUUUCUACCAUCUCUGUCUGACUGAACUAGCCUGUGUGUGUAUGUUGAUUUGGACUACCUAUAAGUGUGCGUGUGUGUUUUUAUCAUUGCAUGACUACUUUCUCAUCCUUCACCCUUUAGUUUCAAGAUGCUGCUUCUCUGCAUUUAGUUUGACUUAUAGCUUGUUGUCUUGACUAACUAACUCACAAUCACCAUGACAACCACAUGGAUAAUUAAGAAUGACCUCGCAUAGCUAGAAUACCACUAACACACUGACAUUUUACCCAGAAGAUGGAUGUAAACUUCCCAAACCAGAUUAGAUGGGAUGUUGUGACAAAUGUAUAAUCCUGCUAAUGUUGGCCUGUCAUCAUGGCAUGGUGAUAAACAGACACUCAUUCAGUUAUCUUAUCUCUUUCUCUGCAUAAAGUGUUGAGUAAUCCAUCAGAAUACUCCUGCAGCAUGGAGCUCACGGCAGUGAUCUUAUAACUUUAAGCAUUUAAAUGCUUUAAAAGAUGUUGUUCUUUAGUUGUAACCAGGGUCUGAAAUUAAGUUUUUUCCUCACGUGCCACUCUGGCAGGUCACUGAACAUUUCUACUAGCCACACAAUUUUUUUGUCUGCCACUUCUGAAAUCUAUGCAGAGUACUUUAGACUUGUAAACACUAGGUCUGUGUAUUAGCAAUAAUCUGGCGAUACGAUACGUAUCACGAUACAGGGAAUAUGAUUCAAUAUAUUGCGGUACUGUAAGCAAGGCAAUAU
Messenger RNA from Sebastes umbrosus (honeycomb rockfish), 4430 nucleotides. It is a transcript of the gene cyfip2, whose product is annotated as cytoplasmic FMR1 interacting protein 2. Gene Ontology annotation, biological process: axon guidance; apoptotic process; regulation of actin filament polymerization. The record is from RefSeq and is a predicted model, not a curated record. Lineage: Eukaryota; Metazoa; Chordata; Actinopteri; Perciformes; Sebastidae. Gene Ontology annotation, cellular component: neuron projection; synapse. Gene Ontology annotation, molecular function: small GTPase binding. Bases 231 to 3281 code for a protein of 1016 amino acids. The transcript has 26 exons.